Cladocopium goreaui is the source of this 9681-nucleotide messenger RNA. Lineage: Eukaryota; Dinophyceae; Suessiales; Symbiodiniaceae. The record is from the annotation of a GenBank genome assembly.
AUGCCCUCCUAUGCAGCGAUGUACGCUGGUGUGGCAACGGAUGGAAAUGAUGAUGAGGAGCUGAUGGGUACUCCAGAGGCCGAGGCGGUGAAAAUUGGUCAGGUUCUGAUGGCCAAGAUUGGUAUGAAAGCCAAGCACAUCGAGCGCAAGGUGGCGAUCAUGGACAUCGAGAAGGUGCUGCAGUUUGGCCUGCAGGCGAUGGAGAUGGACCCAGACGAGUCCGAGAACUUUGUGAAGGAGGACGUCUCCGGAUCGUUACCAUCCGGAGAGAUGGGAAAGGCCGGUGAUUUGAAAGAGCCCAAUACUGUGGGGGAUCGCAAGGGGAAGCUUUCAUCCUCUUACCCUCCUAUCUUCCGUGCCAAGCCUGGCGAGAGCUACAAGGAAUGGAGAAGGUCGGUAGAUUUCUGGCUGGGUGGUGAAGGAAAUGCGAUCCCGGCAGAGCUCAUCAGGCCUCGCAUUAUGUUCCAACUUCGUGAUCGUGCUGGACAACUUGUGCAUCACCUCACCAAUGCGGACGUGAACAAGGAGAACGGCAUGACUGUCAUCACGCGGGAACUUGAGAAGAGCCCCAUAAUCAGACAGCUGGACAGGCACAAGGUGGACCAGCAUCGAAAGAAGCUCAUGCAGCUGCGCAGAUAUCCCCAGGAGAGUAUGGAAUCCUAUAUCACCAGGGGCAGCAUCUACCGGACGCAGCUUCAUGCUUUGGACCAGGCGAUGGAGAUGGGCGAGUUCUUUUACACUGGACUUCUUGUUGAUGGAGCCCGCCUGACACGUCGUGAUCGAGCAAUGGUCAAGACAAGGGCGGGCACGGACAUGGAGGAAGAUGUGACCAAUGCGAUGAUCGAACUUGCACCAGAGCUGGAGGGAGAACCAGGUUGUCCCAUAGGCUACUCUGAGCCCAACGCUGCAGCUCGCCAAGGAGAUGAGUUCCUGGUGCAACGAGGUGAAUCUACAGCCUUGAAGUAUGGGAAAAAGGAGGUCAAUGCAGUGGAGGCGGAAUUGCCCCCUUGGGAGGAGGUUGAGAAUGAGUUGGAUGAUGACUACAUGGCUGAGGAGGAGGCAGACCAGCUUCCACCCGAAUUGGUGGAGGCCUCACACGAGGCCUAUGCCAUGCACUUCAAGGCCAAGCAGAAGAUUGCGGAGGUGAAAAAGCUUCGCCAGUAUUUCAGGCGACCGGAGCAGAUGCUGGAGGAGCGCAAGAAGAUCAUCGCCGAGAAGAUGAAAACGGCACCGUGCCACAAGUGCGGGGAGCUGGGGCAUUGGAGCCGUGAAUGCCCUCAGAGAGGACAUGCCACGGGAGCUGCUUCCUGGCGCAGCUCAAAACAAUCCCAGACCAAAGGGUCGGCUUCCGAAGACAGGGCAACGUUGGUAGCUUUGUGUCAUAGAGACUCUUCAGAGCGCGUUCAGUCCGAGUCGAGCUACAAGGGGCGUCAUGGUGUCACGGUGGCGUUCAAGGGCAACAAGAAUAAACACAUUGUUGGGUCUCAUGAAACGUUUUGGUGUCAAAGGGAGUUGAAGUAUCAAGUCAUUUUGGAUCUGGGUUGUGUUCGAUCGGUUGUGGGUCUCAAGUGGAUGACAGAGCUGUUGCAUGAGUGGAAGAAUCAGCAACGCUGGGUACGUAUUUUUCCAGAGAAGGAACAAUUUCAGUUUGGAAACAUGCAGACCCCCACCAGCAAGUUCCGAGUUCAUUUUGAGGUAGUUCUAGCAGGCGUCACCAGUUUCGAGGUGUUGAACUUCCGCCUCAUGUUGGCCUCGUCCACUUCCAUCUCGCCCUUCACCUCGUCCUCCAGCACCAGGUCCUCCACUGCAGGCUCUUCCUUCUUCGUCUCCUUCUUCGCCUCGCGCUUCGUUGAUGUCGGCGCUGUGGACGACCUCGAAGCCAUGAUCACGCGCCAGCUGUUCAAGACCGAGGAGGAAAGUCCAGACGGAUCGACUGGAUGGGACGUGGUUUCCAGCCUGACGGCAGAGGAGCUCAACAUGAUCCACAAGAAGCGCGAGCGAGCGGCGAAGGCCCUCUCCAAGAAGAAGACCAUGCUGGCACUGACUGGCCAGGCGGCGGACUAUCCGAGCCUAUCACAGGUUUGGUCGAUGGAGGUCGCCUACAACAUGGUUCAUUCGAUGGCAUCGCGCAUGAGGACUUUCCUAUGGAAGAAGCUGCUGUGGCAACUUCGUGUGAAAAAGGCAGUGGAAGACACGCUGGGCUCCAAGACGCAGGUAGUUCGCUGGAAGCGCAACCAUCGCUGGCUGGCGAUGCUUCUGGCCAAGGAAGUCGGGACUCUAUGGGGGCACUACGGAGCAAUGCGGCAGAAGAUGAACGACCCGCAGGUGUUCCCUAUGAUGUGUCUGACAUUGGGAAACUAUGUGGCGCGACUCCUCAAGAAGCGGGAGAAGUGCGUGGUGCUGGAGAUCUUUGCCGGAACCGCCAGGCUCACAAGCAUGGCAAGGGGCCUCCGAGGUCGAUGGUGGCAUGCUAUGAGUCCUGUAGACAUUUUGUCGGGACAGGUGGAGAAGAAGCGCUUGGUGCUGACAGAGCAGCCUCUGGGAUCAGAGGGCCUCAAGUUGUCCAUCAUGGAGCUUCGCCCGCAGCUUCACCGGGCGAAAGUGGCUCAAUGUAUGUUCGGCUCCGGGGAUGUGGAGAAUGGCAAGCCCCAUCGGAAGCUCACUGCUCUGGACGUCAAUGAUGAGUACUUCGCGCAGUGUCUCGAACGAGAUGCAGUAUGUCUUCAUCAACCUGAAGAACAUCAAGUCCUGGAAGGAAAGGUCUUCUAUGAGGGCAAGUGGGUGAAUCGAUCACACUUAGAGGUGGAGCAACCCGAGUUGUGGGAGACUGGACCGGUGGCAAGCGGUGUCGUCCCUGAAGAACAACUACGGCAACGCUUGGGAGAAAUGGGAGUAGCGGCAGACCGCUAUGGCUACAUCACCUUCGAAGGCUAUGGUCAACAAGUCCCGCGACGAAUCAGGGCGGUGGUAGCACAUCUACACGCUACCCUUGGCCAUCCGGCCAAUGAUCGCUUGGUCCGCAUGCUGACAAUGAGCGGUGCCGGACAACAGGUGCUGACAGCUGCUUCGAACCUGAGAUGCCAGGUCUGUGCAAUGGUUCGACCCCCUCGUGAUGCUCCACAAGUUUCAGGAUCAAAGUCGACCAACUUCAACGAGCGUGUCUCUGGUGACACCUUUUUCAUGUGGGACUUGGAGGGGGAGAAGUACGGCGUUGUGCACUUUGUGGACGGCCUCACGGACUACCACAUUGCGGACUGCACUUUGAAUCCGGAUUCAUCCUUUGGAGCAAAGUGGCGCCUUGGCCAUGCAGAGCGCCAUGGUGCCAUCUUGAAUCUGAUGCUCAUGAAGAUGGUGCGUGCACACAACUUGGUCGGCUAUGAGGACGUGCGCAUGGCGACAGUGGCGGCCUGUAUUGCAAAGAACAGGCUCUCCAACCAUGGUGGCGUCAGCCCCCUACAGGCAGUGACCGGCAAGAACAAUGUCUUGCCCGCAUCCAUCAUGAACCAGCUCUGCUCUGGCAAGGUCAAGUGCAUCCUGAAUGACACCAUCACCAGGACGGCUUGCCUGCAAAGAGCAGAACGAAUUCGAUCAGCAGCAGUGGAGUCAUUCAUUUGGCUGGACUCCCAUCAAUCUCUUCGCAAGGCACUGGCUUCGAAAUCCAGGCCACCACAAUUGGAACUUCUUCGAGAAGGUGCCACAGUAUAUGUAUAUGAUCCUCCUCCCAAUCGACAAGGUUUGGCGAGACGGUUGCAGGACAACUCUUCAUGGUCGGGACCGGGCACGGUCAUUUGCGUGGAGAAGGACAAGGAGGUGCCAACACGAGUGUGGGUGCGUCUUCGAGGUCGAGUGCGAGGAGUUCCCUUGGAGCGAUUGCGACUGGCCACGACUGAAGAGGUGGUGAGCAAUCAGUUCAUCACUGAAGCUUUGGAGGAGGUGCAGAAGGAGUUGACAUCAGGGCAGCUUCGCAUAGCAGGUGAGGAGGGUGACCAACAACCGGCUCCUGCUGGAUCAUCUUUGGCGAUUGCAGAUGAGCCAGCGCAACCUAUGGAGGAUGAAGAGCAAGAGACAGAGCAGAUGCGACUGGAGCGCCGCUUGCUGACGGAUGUCCCUUUGCAGAUGACUCGCAAGGUUCCAGGCGAAGGAGACCCCUCCAACCUGCCAUUUGCCAAGAAACAGAAGGUCUUUGAGCAGCUCUCCAAACAAAUGGGAGCACCGACCACCAUGCAGGAGGCGUCAAUUCGAGAGCGUUUGGAGGAUGCCUACCAGAGGUCUCGGAGCAUUCGCAAGGACGUCGAGAGGCACAAGAGUCGGUCGAGAGCAAGAGCUUCGGCACAGCAUGACACGGACUUCGGCAUUGUGGAGGUCGACGUGACGGAGAAUGAGGCGGCUUCAAGGAAUGACAUGGCGUCUGAAGAGGAAGUCGCCCUUGAGAAUGCACCGGUCCUUGACUCGUCCCAGGCUUUUGUGAUUGCGGCGAAAGCGCUCAAGUAUGAACUCUUCGUCGUGGAGGCCUACAAGAAGGACACCUACGAUGUCAUGGCGGAGUUGAAGUUCCACGGGGCCUUGUGGUCGGAACCAGGCAAGUAUGCAGGUGUUCAACAGUUGGAAGCGUAUGCCCAACAACAGGCACAAGAUGGGGCACAGGCAGCUCAACAGGGUGGCUUAGUGACAGGCAAGGAUCGCCUGGAGUAUGCUUGGUCAAAGCUGGACGACAGAUGGCGUCAAGCUUACAUCCCGGCACUUCGCAAAGCCUUCAAGGUCUACAUAGAUCAUGCAGCCAUCAAAGGAGUCCCUGAAGGCAAGGUCAUUGAUCCAAAAAGGAUUUUGCCAUCACGCAUGGUGCUCACCAACAAGGGGAAGCCACAGCUGGAGGCUGCAGAACUGAAGGCACGAUGGGUGUUUGGUGGACACCGUGAUCCAGAUGCCGGUGCCUAUCCUACAGCCUCUCCCACGGUGAGCUUGGUGGGACACAAUCUCCUCAACUUCCUGGCGGUGCAGUUCAGAUGGGAGAUCUUCUAUGAGGACGUGUCGGCGGCCUUCCUUCAGGGUAAGGAGUUGCCACCACAGCGGGAGAUCUACGUCAAGAUCCCUUACGGGUAUACCGCCUCAGAUCUUGCAGGAAUCCUUUGGCAUGGGUUGUGGUAUCUUGAGUACCGCAACACCUUGAUUGACAUCGGUGGCCGAGAGCUCAAGUUGAUCCCAGGCUUCUUCUGCUUCUACCAUCCUGACGGUGAUGGCUGGCAGAAGUUCUGUGGUCGUUUUGAACAUCAAGAUCCAAACACCUUUGAGGUGUACUACACCAUGGACGAGUACUGCGCAGACAUCAAGCUCGUGGAUGAGAGGAAGCCGGACGACAUGGCACGGCCGCUCACGGAGCAUGAGAAAAAGGUGAUCAGCUCAGCCAUUGGGCAGGUCAAUUGGGCAGCAAGACAGUGUCGCUUCGACCUGAGCUACGGCGCGUCCUAUGUGCAACAGCUGGCCAGCACCAAUGAUCCGUUGGCCCUGCAGUUUCUGAACAAGGUGAUUCGGAGGGCGCAUCAGGACUUCGUGAUGAAGGCCCAGAGUGCCAAGCUGCAACGAGUGGUGAGGUGCAGUAUGGCGGCGGAAUUGACAACUUCCGCCACGGCAUUCGAGCACGGCGACUACAUGCGAGCUGCGCUUGCAGAAAUGACACAGGAGAAGUUCUGCCUGCGAGCCUGGAAGGUUCAUGCAAGCAUGUGGAAACACAUCUUGGUGUUGGACGCCAAGGUUGCCUUCGACGCCAUCGUCUCCGAGAUGGCGCCGACAGAUCGCAAGUUGAUUGUGGACAUCGCAGUCUUGCGUGAAACGUUGGAGGACCCUCAGGGGAACAGCUUCCUGAGGUGGGUUCCGGGUAGUGAGAUACCCUCCGAUGGCCUGACCAAAUGGCAUGGCAACGGCUCAUUAGAGAAGAUUUUGAUUCAAUGCUACUGGUCUCUGUGUGACACCGCUCUCGCAGCAGAGCUGCGACGAAGGGUGGCAGACCGUAAGCGAAUGCUUAAGGGUCACGGUACCAAGGGGGUUUGUGUGGAAACGAGCACAUCCCAUCGUGACCCUAAGGACAAUUCACCUGACGUGAAGCCGUUUUGGCUUCCACCUAGGGAAGAGGCAUAUGUGAGUUCGCAGAACAUGGGCUCAUAUAUAAAAGAACAACGAGAAGAAACUCAGAUGCAGCCGGAGGAAGAUCAGGUGUCUGCCGCGGAGGACAUGAGUGACGCUCCGAUCUCCGAGUUUGAAGCUUCGCCUACAGAGUCGGCCAACAAAUCAGGUGAACAUGCCGCAUCAUUCGGGGAGACCAUGAAUGUCUUGAAGUUGAGUCCCACUGAAGUGACUCUGCUGCGGAAGUCCUUUGAUAUGCUGCUGCUUGCACUGGGCAAUGAUCGUGAAGCGGUAGGUGAUGCUAUCUAUGGUUUGAAGAUUCAUGCGCUGGUUGCCAUCAAGGACAACUUCACAACGCCAAGGGCGGUGGUAUCGCUGCGUUUCUUCAACUGUUUCCGCUUGUUGCUGGAGAAGGCAGAAGAUCCCGACGAACUGAAGAUCUAUGUGGAGACCUUGGCGUUCAAGCAUUUGCAGAACGACGUGACCGAACUGCGUGUCGACAAAGUCAUUGAUGCAUUCAAUGAACUGCUCACGAACAACGUGCCUGACCUUCCUCCUGGAACUUGGGCGGCAUGGCGAACGCUGCUCAGUCACACCGGAUCUUGCUACAGGUUUGUGGGUGAGACUUAUGGAGAACGUCUUCGGAUCAUCAAGGAAGACUGGGCAGUGGUCCAGCGAGCGACAAAGGAUGAGGCGAAAGAUGAACGAGUCGAAGACAAAGAAGAGAAGGAGGAGGAGGAUGGCGAGGCUCAAGAUGAAGAGCUUGCGCGGGAGGAUGGGGCCGAAACUUUCAGCUUCGGAAGGAUGUGUGCCUUCAGCAAUGAGGUGAUGGGCCAGAAGACCGAAGCUUGGAUGUUGGAGCUCCUACAAGUCUUCCAUGUGCUGGUGGACAUGAUUUCAAGCCCUGUUCACUUGCAAGAGGAGUGUGAUUUGCUUGCCAUCAAUCUCAUCACCAAGUCCAACUCCAUCAACUUUGAGCGAUUCAAACCUGUGAUGUUGGCGGCCCUGCGGUCCUUGCUGCCCAAACAGUGGAGCACCAGCCACGAAGGGGCCUGGGAGUGGCUUUGGCUCACGGUGUCACGGAACCUCAACGAGUCCACCAUGAAGGUCAGGGCAUUCAAGCCGUUCAACGUGAAAAUGUUCUCCACUUUGCAGGAAGAGCAGCUGGACCGCUUUCGGGCCAACAUCUUCACCGAGUUCUUCGCACGAAGCCAAGCUUCACAGGACCUUUUCAAGCAGUCCCAGACUCGACUGCGGUACAUCGCGGACAGGGUCUUGCAAUCCUCCUCCGAUAUGUUCCAAAAGAACAAAGAUGAAACGCUGGACGACCUCUCUGCUUUGGGUUUGCGCCAUGUAGGCUAUGGCAUUCCCAUUGAGCUCUUUGGGCCCUUCGUGGAGGUUUGUGUGGAGGUGAUGCGACCAUUGAUUGCCGAGUUCCCGAACAGUAUCGAGAGCACGAAGAUGGUUUGGUGCCCAAAGGACCGGGCGCAUCAACUGCCGGAGAAUGAAAUUCCAGAGCACAUGAUGAUCGAAGGCUUCCGCUGGUCCAUCGGUUUGACGGCGAGGGUCUUGGUGCGCACCAUCAUGGAUGGCUCAACUGCCGUGAUGCAAGCCAUUCACUUUGAUGAUUCCAAGCGUUUGCGUCGUGCGUUGCAAGAUGCACCCAGGGUGGAACGCUUUGUGUGGCAACUGGCAGUGGAAGUGGGCAGCCAGUCCAUUUCACCUCUCUUCUGGGCUCUAAGGAGCGGCGCACAUGAUACGGCCAAGACGAUGAUCCAAGACAUUUUGACCAUUCGUGCAGACCGGGACAACUACUACUUUGGCGCAGAUGAGCUCUUCAAGUACCAACCCAACAUCGCAGACAACGUCUUGCGCGAGGCGCCUUUUUUGGCCGAGACCCUACUGGACGGGCUGAUUUGGCGAUCGCACAAGAGUCAGGACAACCUGCGCCCAGUGAUCUACUACCUGAAGCACCUCUUACAGGACAUGGAUGAGGAGAAGAUGCUGAGCAGGGCUUUGAUCAGUUAUGUGCGUUUUGACCACCCACAGACCAUCAUGCACCCCAUCUUGGCGUUUUCGUUGGAUCUGCUGUGGGACAAGCUGGCAUUACGCUAUUUCCUCAUGGACCGCGUGCUGACCGUCUUCAAUUGUAUCAUCUUCAUCCUGUCAGAAUGCAUCUUGAGCCAUCCAAGCGUUUUGCAGAUUUCUUCAAUGAUGCCCAAAGUGGUCUUCGGGGGCCGAUGCCUGGUCUACACCAUGGGCUUCCUUCGCUUGGUUUAUUGGCACACGCUGGAGAUUUGCAAUGCCUACCGUCACAAAGCCCUCAGCAACGUCCAUGGAGUUUGGGUGCCGCAAUACUUGACCCGUGGGGCAGCCAUCAUCAGCUUCAUUUUGACCUUGGAUAUGCUGGCGAUGAUGACGGUGGAGCCGUUGUUCCAUUGCAUGGGCCAGGGGAUUGCAACGUUUGAAUGCAAUGCCUGGACUGAUACCAUGAGUUUGACGUACGAAGUGUUGGUGACCAUUGGCGUGUUCCUGUAUGUGAUGUUGAUCGUGGAAGUGGGAAGCAUCUCCAUCAAACUCUCUGAGUACCGCGUGCUGUGCAUCCAUGCGGUUGAGCAGAUCCUUUUGUGCUUGGGGGUGGUUUUCCUGGUGAUCCUGACCUUCGCCUUUGCUAUCUCGGGCAUGGAUCGCGAGGUGCAGGCUAUCACGGGCACGGGAGCCCUCUCAAACCUGGCUGAAGAGAGUCCGUUGCUGGUUUUGGUAAUCCUACUCUUCAUGAUGCUUGUGUACAGUUUCUUCUUCAACCUCCUAGUUUCGCAAUUCUGCGGCGUUUACCACUCCUUGGCAGCGGACAUCAAGGGCCACGCCAGGUUGGCACGAGGAGAGAUCAUCAUUGAGACCUUUAAGGCCGUGAAACUCUCACGUUGGCAAACCUUUAUGACUUCGUUGAACUUGGACACGCGCGUGGAUUUUGAAGAGGGCGACAUUGGAUUGGCCGGAGGUAUCAAGACCUAUGAGCCUGCGCUUGCGCAUCCCAUUGCGAAGGAUCAGAUUGUUCGCUUUGGUGGCCAAACUGAUGGCAAGUUGCCGUGGCCCGAAAAGACUGCAGAUGAGAAGGACAACAUCGAGAGGACGGUUCAGAAGACGAUUCAAAAGUCCCUGCACAAGUUGCUGGGAGGAAUGAAGAAGACCGCCGCUGGAGCCAGCCAAUUGUCCAGCGAUGUCCAACAAGACGAUAAGAGCAGUAGCCACCACAGCAGCGGAAAAGGUGGUGCUGAUGUUGACGACUUCACUCUGACCAAAUUUUUGAAGAAGUUGGAUGCCAAUCUCAUGAACCCAGCAGGCAGUUCAAAAACUGACCUGAUGGGCGUGGCACGGCCAGGCGGCUUGUCAAGCCACUUUUCGAUGGUGUCAGUUACUACCAAAAAGCCUGUUUCCAGCAUGUCUUCGGCCCGUAAUGUAAGGGCCGUAAGGUCAGAAAUCACAAGCAUUGACAGCAACAUUUCAGAAACGAGUUUUUGCCCUCUGGUAGUUCAACCAGGCAAUGGGAAAUCUCAAAUAUGA